AUGCUUCGUCUUACAUUGACACGUCUUGUUACGACUAGUCGAGUAGCAAUUAAUUCUUCGAAAGUUAUUACUAAUCAUCAUCGUAAUUUUCUUCGAAUAUUCUCAUCACAAUCGAAUGAUAAUAUUCAUCAAUCUAAAAUUCCUUUAGCUAAUAUAAAUAAAGGAGAAGAAACUAAACGUAUGGGAAUUCAAUUUACAUGUAAAGUAUGUGAUCAUAAAUUACAAAAAACUUUUACUCGUCAAUCGUAUGAACAAGGAGUUGUAAUUAUUCGAUGUGAUUCAUGUUUAAAUCUUCAUUUAAUUGCCGAUAAUUUAGGUUGGUUUAAAGAUUUAACACAAAAUGGAAAAUUCAAAAAUGUUGCUCAAAUGCUUCAAGCAAAAGGUGAAACAAUACAUCGUGUAACUGUUGCUCCAACGAAUGAUGAGUCAACAUUAAGUGAAGAAGAAUCGAUAGAAAAAUUGCCAUUGAAUCAGAGUCCAACAGUUACCUCUUAA
Messenger RNA from Rotaria sp. Silwood1, 495 nucleotides. NCBI's taxonomy places the organism in Eukaryota, Metazoa, Rotifera, Eurotatoria, Philodinida, Philodinidae. The record is from the annotation of a GenBank genome assembly.